Messenger RNA from Trichechus manatus latirostris (Florida manatee), 1829 nucleotides. It is a transcript of the gene ARL6IP6, whose product is annotated as ADP ribosylation factor like GTPase 6 interacting protein 6. The transcript has 4 exons. The record is from RefSeq and is a predicted model, not a curated record. Lineage: Eukaryota; Metazoa; Chordata; Mammalia; Sirenia; Trichechidae. The coding region runs from base 133 to 813 and encodes 226 amino acids.
GCCCUUCUCCGCACCCCUGCGCUCCGACGCCGGGUGGUGGAGGCCGCGAUAGGACCCGGACGCUGAUUGGCUGCUGAGGGUCCGGAGGGUGGGAGCCGCUCCGUCUUCGCGGGCCUAAUCGUCUUUCCCGCCAUGUCGUUUGUGGAGAGCGGGAGCGUUUUGGCUUUGCGGCGCCACCGCCUUGGCACUCCGGCCCCACUCUCUCGGCCAGUGUAUUCCGCCUUUUCUCAGGGGGACAGUUGGGGUGAGGGCGAGGUCGACGAAGAGGAGAGAUGCGACCAAGUGGCCCGCGAUCUGCGGGCAGAGUUCUCGGUCAGGGGAUCGUCGGAACCCAGGAAGGACUCGCUGCUACCGUUGGACCGGGACGGGUCUCCGGUUCUGCCCAAUAAGCGCAAUGGCAUCUUCCUGGCGACUGCGGCCAGCCGAGCCCCGGCUCGGCGGUGGCCGGUGCAGGUCCUCUCUGUGCUCUGUUCGCUUAUAUUCGCCGCUCUCCUCGCCUUCCUCCUUGCCAUCGUCUACCUGAUCGUAAAAGAGUUACAUGCUGAGAAUCUGAAGAAUGAAGAUGGUGUAGACACUGGGCUAUUAGGAUUCUGGAGUCUGCUUAUAAUAUCUGUAACUGCUGGAUUCUCCUGUUGCAGCUUUUCUUGGACAGUGACUUAUUUUGAUUCUUUUGAACCAGGAAUGUUUCCUCCUACUCCUCUUUCACCUGCCAGAUUCAAGAGACUCACUGGACAUUCUUUCCACAUGGGCUAUAGCAUGGCAAUUUUGAAUGGCAUUGUAGCUGCUCUUACCAUAGCAUGGUGUCUCAUGUAAACCCACACUGGAGCAAUAUUAUUGGAAAAACUUGGUCAUGAUUGUUUUGUAAUAACAGAGAAGAUCAUCACUGCCUACUCAGAGGACUGAUAAACCUGCUGUUCGUAUUGGGAUUCAGAUAUGUGUCAGAAUUAUCACCACUUACGGAGACCUUUUAUGCAUGGUUCUAGAACCUAGGCAUUGGGAAUAUCUGAGUAUUAAGUUUCAAGUAUUUUCUUAAAAGUGUAAGAUGUUUACCUCAUUUUUUUACUUUUGUAUGUAUAAUUAUUACAAAUUGUAGAAAAAAAUGUAAUGGAAAUCAAACUUGAAAACUUGAAUACAAGACAAUGCCUACCUUUCCAUGUGUAUAGUCCAUUUCACCUAAGAAAUACUGAUCUUGCUGUUUAACUGAGAAAUGUUUCUUAUUUACACAUUAUAUUGGGAAAGCAAACAAUGCCUACUAAUUUGACAUUUUAUAGUAGCUACUUUUAAUCAGAAUAUUUAGUUUUCGAUAUUCAUGUAUUCACUAGAAGGUGCAUUUAUAUUUUUUAUGGGGCAUACUUAUGUUUUUGGGGUAUUUUUGUUUACAUAGUUUCCUAUUACAAACUGAAUUUAUAUGUUUUUAAAAUUACUCAUGUAGACAAAUGUAAACGCUAUUUUUUAGCUGGUGCAAACUUAAUACCUGCAUUUUUUACAAGUAUUUUGUCUUUUUAAAAAAACAAAAAAGCACACUGAUCUGAGUUUAAAAUCAAGUAAGCUUAUUUCUAAGAAGAAAUGACUGAAAAAGGUAAAUUAUUUAAGUCAUUAAAUUAUUGAGGAAGUUGAAGCUGUUCACUAUUUCUGUUUCCAUAAUUCCAAGUAUUUAUCUUGGUGUGCAUAUGGUUACUUCAACAGAAGUUAUAUUAUUUUGUUUUUAAUAAAUAUAAACCUGAAAUUUUUAUAUGUAGAAAUGCUUGAACUAGUUUUUUUGUUUUAAUCUCAAAAAUUUAGUUACCAAAGGAGAAGAAGUAUUUUGGUAUACACACACAUACACACAC